Messenger RNA from Pseudocercospora fijiensis CIRAD86, 963 nucleotides. RefSeq names its product Ca2+-binding protein Regucalcin/SMP30. Gene Ontology annotation, molecular function: gluconolactonase activity; calcium ion binding. Lineage: Eukaryota; Fungi; Ascomycota; Dothideomycetes; Mycosphaerellales; Mycosphaerellaceae. The transcript has 5 exons. The coding region runs from base 1 to 963 and encodes 320 amino acids. Gene Ontology annotation, biological process: L-ascorbic acid biosynthetic process. The record is from RefSeq and is a predicted model, not a curated record.
AUGCCAGACGUCAAGCGCUACACCAUCAGCGAGCCCUAUCUCGAUCUAGGUUGUGGACUUGGAGAGGCCCCCUUCUGGGAGAAGGACAGAGACACAUUACGCUUCGUAGACAUUGUCAAGGAGAAGCUACAUACCGUCAAACUCUCCGAAGGCCCAUCCUCUCACAAACAGUGGAAUCUUAAGUACUCUAUUGGUACUACAGCCGACAUCGAAGGCAAUGAGACAGAGUUCAUGUUUGGCGGCAAGACCGGCUAUGGGCUAUUUAAUAAAAACACCGGUGAGCACCGGAUCAUCAAGGAGAUGUGGACCGAGGCCGAGCGACAAGACGACAACGGAGGAAAACCAGGCAAAGGCAAAAAUCUAGCAGAGCGCAUGCGGUCCAACGAUGGGGCUGUUGACAUCAAAGGUCGAUUCUACGUCGGAGCCAUGAAUGAUCCGGCAAUCGUGGGAAUGAACGCACUAGGCAUUAUAUUCCGACUUGAUCCAGAUCUGAGCAUCCAUCGAGUCAAGAAAGGUGUCACAAUUCCAAAUGGAACGUCCUGGGCACCAGACAACAAGACCAUGUACCUGACUGAUUCUCCCUCUGGUAAGAUUAUGGCAUACCCAUACAACCCGGAAACCGGAGAAUUUUCACCUGAAGGCAAAGCGUUCUUCACAUGCCCAUAUGAAGGCGGUGUGCCGGAUGGUCAUUGCCGGGACGAGGAGGGUCAUUUCUGGGUCGCCUGCUUCGGAACCAGCAAAGUAGUAAGAGUGAGCCCUCGAGGUGAAGUUGUCGCCGAAGUAAAACUUCCGACAAGGUGUGUGACUUGUCCUGAACUGUGCGGCACCCAGCUUUUCAUCACCACAGCGGCGGAGGAGGAGCCGGAGAAAUAUCCCUGGAGCACUAAAUACCAGGGCGCCCUCUUCAUGAUCGAUGUGGGUGUGAGAGGAUUGCCGAGGAACAAGUUCACUGGCAGGGUGUAA